ACUGGGAGAAUGAAGCCGGAACGACGCGUUUUCGGGAAGAGUACCUUAAUCAUAGCAGUUACUAUUUUUGAAGCCUUCUUGUUGUCACUAGGUAUCAUUUGAUAUCUAACAUGUAAAUAUAUCUCGAUGGACCAUUCAACAGUAGCCGAAACCAGUGUGUCGGCAGGGAAACCAGCCCCCCUAACACUCUCCCGGGAUGAGGAGCGUAUCCUCGAAGCGUACGAUCACCUACGCCAACUAGAAAUCCGGAUCGCCCUGCUGAAAGCACAGCAGAAAUGGGUGCCAAAUCCGUCUAUACCAGACACGGAGGAAACCCUUACAACAGCGAAAGAAGAGGCAUCCAAAGCCAGGGCGUCAUGGCUCCUCCGGAACAACACGACGGAUAGUGUCAUGAUGGCCAACCCAAUACUCAAAGCAGUGCACAAUAGCACACAAAUCACGCCAAUAGAAAGGUACGUUUGUCUGCACAUCUUGGCUUGCCUUCACUACCAGCCCUCCUCUGGCCUGCCGAGAAAGCCAGAGAGAAAAGGAAAAGGAAGAGGAAGAGGAAAGGGAAGGGAGACGACGCAUUUAACAAUCCUUAUCACCAGCGACCUCCUCCCUCACAUCCGCGACCGCGACGCCGCAUCUUCAACCUUCGCCAAAAAUUCCGCCGAGCUCCGCAACACCCUCGACGCCCUCACGACCACCGAAAGUCACACCCUGCGCGCCAGCCGCCGCAACGUUGAACUAGCCAAAGACCUUUUCGAGCUUGCCGAAGAAGCGGAACGGCGCAAAAAGGGCGACGCGGGUGACGACCCGGAGCUACAGAGCCGGCUCGAGACGCUCCGUGCCGCGGUCAAGGAGAGCCGGCAGAAGUGGAGGGUGAUGAAGGGAACCGCGAGCGCUGUGGUCGUCGGUAGCGGCGUGGACUGGGUGCGGGAUGAGGCACUGAGGCAGAUAGUACUAGAUCCAGAAAACGACAAUGAGGAUCUAUAAAGUGGGAGUGAGUCACAUUAUGAGCGCAAAGGAUGGUCAAGUCCUCACUUCAAGUGUGGAAUGUGCCCAUUCGAGCCCAAACUUGGUCUCGGUAGGGACUUGAAAUCUCUUAUUGGUAUCGUCAGUUAGUUGGCUUUUUCCAGUCCCUCCUACUUUCCGAGACUUGGAGCCAUUGCAUAGACUGGAAGUCACCCCGUCCGAGAGAACCAGACAGACCCUUCCUGACG
Molecule: messenger RNA, 1205 nt
Organism: Sodiomyces alkalinus F11
Lineage: Eukaryota; Fungi; Ascomycota; Sordariomycetes; Glomerellales; Plectosphaerellaceae
Exons: 2
Coding region: 127-978 (283 amino acids)
Biological process (GO): kinetochore assembly
Cellular component (GO): kinetochore
Source: RefSeq, a predicted model, not a curated record